Messenger RNA from Calidris pugnax (ruff), 2029 nucleotides. It is a transcript of the gene GRB14, whose product is annotated as growth factor receptor bound protein 14. The transcript is spliced from 12 exons. Gene Ontology annotation, cellular component: plasma membrane; cytoplasm. The record is from RefSeq and is a predicted model, not a curated record. Lineage: Eukaryota; Metazoa; Chordata; Aves; Charadriiformes; Scolopacidae. The coding region runs from base 309 to 1496 and encodes 395 amino acids. Gene Ontology annotation, biological process: negative regulation of insulin receptor signaling pathway; insulin receptor signaling pathway.
GGAAACUCAGUUUUAACUGUGCUGUAUGUUUUAAUUGGUUGCUUUGCUUUUUUUUUGCUGUUGAGAGGUGAGCGUUAUCCUCCAAGGAAACUCAAGGCUUUUUCUCUUUUGACAAAUGCACGGUAAUUAAAGUGUAUAGUGAAGAUGAUACUAGCAGAGCUUUGGAAGUACCAAGUGAUAUAACAGCAAGGGAUGUAUGUCAGCUGUUGAUACUGAAGAACCACUAUAUUGAUGACCACAGCUGGACUCUGUUUGAACAACUUACCCACACAGGUUUAGGAAGAGCUAUAGAAGACCAUGAAUUAGUGAUGGAAGUCCAGUCAAAUUGGGUAAUGGAAGAGGAAAACAAACUGUAUUUUAGAAAAAAUUAUGCCAAGUAUGAGUUUUUUAAAAAUCCACUGAGCUUUUUUCCAGAUCAUAUGAUAUCUUUUCCAAGUGAGACUGAUGCAGCUGUAAGCCACUCUGGGAUAUUGCAGAUGUUCCUAAGCUCCAGCACGUAUCCUGAGAUUCAUGGUUACUUGCAUGCAAAGGAGCAGGGAAAAAAAUCGUGGAAAAAAUUGUACUUUCUCUUGAGAAGAUCUGGCCUAUAUUUUUCCACUAAAGGUACUUCUAAGGAGCCGAGACAUCUGCAGUUUUUCUGUGAAUUCAGCAAUAGUGAUAUGUACAUGUCUUUGACGAGCAAAAAGAUUUUUGGAGCACCAACAAACUAUGGAUUCUGCUUUAAGCCUAACAAAUCAGGAGGAACCAGAGACCUGAAACAGCUCUGUGCAGAUGAUGAACAAAGUAGGACCUGUUGGAUGACAGCAAUUAGGUUGCUUAAGUAUGGGAUGCAGCUGUAUCAGAAUUACAUGCAACCAUAUCAAGGUAGAAGUGGCUGCAGCCCUUUGAAUGUAACACCUAUGAGAAGCAUUUCAGAAAAUUCUUUAGUAGCAAUGGAUUUCUCAGGACACAGAAGCAGAAUUAUAGAAAAUCCAACAGAAGCCCUUUCAGUUGCAGUUGAAGAAGGAUUAGCAUGGCGGAGGAGAGGGUGUCUACGACUCAACUCACAUGGUAGUCCUAUUGCCAUGUCUAACAUGGGUACGUGUGAGUUAAUUCAUUGCCAGAGAAAUGCAAUAGCUGGUUCUUUCAAUAAAUACAAAAUGUUUUUUAAAACCUUUAUUUCUACAGCUAUACACAGAUCUCAGUCAUGGUUUCAUCAUAAAAUCUCUAGAGAAGAGGCUCAGAGACUUAUUUUGCAGCAUGGACUUGUAGAUGGGGUAUUCCUGGUACGUGAUAGCCAAAGUAACCCCAAAACGUUUGUAUUGUCAUUGAGUCAUGGAUUAAAAAUAAAGCAUUUUCAAAUUGUACCAUUGGAAGAUGAUGGGAAGCUAUUCUAUACCCUUGAUGAUGGUCAUACCAGAUUUACUGAUCUCAUCCAGUUAGUGGAAUUCUACCAACUUAAUAAAGGAGUACUGCCUUGCAAGUUAAAACACUAUUGCGCACGAAUUGCUCUUUAACCAAAGCAUCUGUUGUUUCAUCAGAGGGAAAGGAAGAUAUUGGAAUACUUUUUCCCCUAAAGGCAAUUUGUAUAGUAAGAAGGGAUAAAGCAUUACAUUGUAAAGAUUCUAUGUUUUAGAUGCAAAAAAUUUAUAUUCUACAUGGAUAAGAACUUUGCAUUGUGAUUGUCACAGCAAAAUUAAUUUUAUGGUUUUAAAAAAACAUUCUUUCCUAUGUAAUUCUUUAGUGUUCUCUUGGACUUCUUGGGGUUUUUUCCAACUGAAAAUAAUUUAAAAAAAGAUAAUAUUGUGUAACUUUAACAACAGUAUAACUGAAGGGAAGAUCUUAUUCUUAAGUUUAAAAUUUACUUUUUGUCUCUUCCAAUGUUUCUCAUAAUUCCUAUUCAUCACAUAGAAUAAUGACAUUUAUUGUGGUGAGGAUAAGCUGAACUGCACAUUUUGUUUGUAAAUAAAAUGAAUAAAUAUUUUGCACUAUAUUUUUGAAUGCUACUUUGAGGAUUAUCAUACAAAAAGUGAAAAACCAUUAAAACUAC